CUUUUGCGGGGGUUUCAUCGUCACUUUUUAGUUGUUAGGACCAAAUUAGAGGGAUCUUUGUGCAUACUUGACGGGGUUCGGCUUGUGUUUCGUGUUGAUGUAUGUGAGUUGUGGACGAGAAUACAGUGGUGAGGCCUGAGUUUCUAUUGAUUCCUCGCAUGGGUACAUAUGGUUUUCUACUGCAAUCUGAAGCUAUGCGUCCCCUCGCGGAUAUCUAUUCCUGUUCCAUUGUUGGGAAAACCCGGUCUCUGAACAUUCAGCCAUUCAGAUACGGCAUGGGUGAAACAUUAGAAUUGAUCCUUCAUAAACCGCCGUUCAAAUCAAUAUCGUUGAACUGGGAGACAUGCGGUCGUAUUAGGCAUUCCUUCUAUUCUUCCUUAUUGCUCUCCCAUAAACACAUGUUAAUAUUCAAAUACAUACACCUCGAGUCAAGGUAUCAUCCAGAUUUAUACAGUUCGGUAUAUGUACACAGGCCCAACCCAAUCACGCCUUCAUCCCCUCCACCCCCCUCACCACCUCCACCAUCUUCGCAACCUCCUUCCCACCUAUUCUCCCCCCAACCGUCGCCCCCCUCUUCACCGCCUCCACCACCCCAUCACCCCUCACCAACGUAUAUCUCCCCCCCUCCACUUUCCCUCUCCCCCUCCCCAACCACCCCAACUCAAACCCCCCAUACCCCUCCACCGGCAACACCUUCUUCAACUCCUCCGCCUCUGCCGCCGUCAUCUCCUGCUCCUUCUCCCGCUUCCCAUCAUCCUCCCCCCACGCGCCACGUGCUGCGUCGUCGCGCUUCGGCUUGCGGCGUCGCCCGCCUGGUGGUCCGGUGGUUGUGGUGCCGGUUGCGCCAACGCGGAGGGCGCCGGUUGGGCGGGUGCCGGGUGGGCGGGUGCCAGGGGUGGUUGGGCGGCGGGGCAGGCGGGGUCCGUUGGGGCGGGGUCCAUUAGGGCGGGUGGUUUGAGGGGGGGCAUCGACGUGGAUGAUGCGGAGGCCGCUGGGGCGAUCGGCGUCGGUGGAGGAGGUGGAGGUGGGCGGGGAGGGUUUGCGGGGGAUGACGCGGCGGCGGGCGAGUUUGGGGGUAGAGGAGGUGGUGGCGCCGAGGGAGCGGAGAUCGAUUGGUUUGGGGGGUACUGGAGGG
Eremomyces bilateralis CBS 781.70 is the source of this 1135-nucleotide messenger RNA. RefSeq lists its product as uncharacterized. The coding region runs from base 159 to 944 and encodes 261 amino acids. Lineage: Eukaryota; Fungi; Ascomycota; Dothideomycetes; Eremomycetales; Eremomycetaceae. The transcript has a single exon. The record is from RefSeq and is a predicted model, not a curated record.